GUGGUAUAGAAAUGUUGGCUCGCAGUCUUGGAUUCCUAGCGAGACUAUCGGGCAGUUCUAAACAAACCUGUAGACCUAGACUGUUUGUCAGCUCUGACUCUACGUCUCAAGCCUCUAGCGGCAACAGCGAACAAGAGAGCAACACAAAGAGUGCAUCUUCUGAAGAGAAUCUUCGUGAGCGUAUCUUGGAGUCUGCGUUGGAUUAUGUUUGCGACCUGGGAUGGUCUAGGAGCGCACUGUCCGAGGCCGCCAAGAAGGAGGGAUUAUCCGGGAUAGCUCAUGGCUUAUUUGACAGAGGAGGGGUAGAUAUACUAUUUUACUUUGAAAAGAAAUGCAAUAGCAAAAUGAUGGAAGAGCUGUAUCCACAGUCGCCUUUGAAUCUUAGUCAUCUAGAAGAUAAGACGAGUGUAUCAAGUUUUAUGCAGAUGGCCAUUGAGUUGAGACUGCUUAUGAACGAGCCUUAUAUCAAACGAUGGCCUGAGGCAUUGGCAUUGAAGGCACUGCCACAGCAUAUGCCCGAUGCUCUAACUCAUUUGGCACAUCUAGUUGAUGACAUGUGGUAUCUUGCCGGCGACACAUCGAUGGAUUUUAGUUGGUAUACUAGACGAGCAUCAUUAGCUGUAUUGUAUGGAACCUCGGAGCUGUACAUGGUACAGGAUGACUCUUUGGAUUUCAAAAACACGCGGGCUUUUGUUGAGAAGGGUCUACGAGAACUGAGUAUGUUAUCGAAAGCAAAGCAAUCUGUUGACUCGACUGUAAAGGUUUCAUCGGGUGUUGUGAAUGUGUUGUCGGAGACUGCAAAGAAUAUGGCUGGGUUAGGAUGGCGGUGGAGGAGAUAGGCAUACGACGUUGACAGACAGAAUUAUAGUUUGCUGUGUGGUGGUAUGCAGCAUGUUUGUGAAUUUGGAUUAAUGCUACAGUUACUAGAAAGCAGCCAGAGGUUUUCAUGUUGACAUCAAUGAUUGUGGAUAAGUUCUGUAUACUACUAGUCAUUAGCUAAUUAUGUCUGUAUCAGUUCAGCACAGCAGAAUAUAAUUAAUGACCAAAGAUGACAAUUUCUUGUAGAAGGAACUCUACAGAGUAGUCAUUUAACCACUAGAUCUGAACAUUGAAUGUUUAUCUUAGGAAUACACUGUGUGUCUGGAAAAUCG
This is a messenger RNA of Corticium candelabrum, 1151 nucleotides long. RefSeq names its product ubiquinone biosynthesis protein COQ9, mitochondrial-like. The transcript is spliced from 8 exons. The record is from RefSeq and is a predicted model, not a curated record. Bases 12 to 839 code for a protein of 275 amino acids. Gene Ontology annotation, biological process: ubiquinone biosynthetic process. NCBI's taxonomy places the organism in Eukaryota, Metazoa, Porifera, Homoscleromorpha, Homosclerophorida, Plakinidae. Gene Ontology annotation, molecular function: lipid binding. Gene Ontology annotation, cellular component: mitochondrial inner membrane.